This is a messenger RNA of Owenia fusiformis, 1095 nucleotides long. The record is from the annotation of a GenBank genome assembly. NCBI's taxonomy places the organism in Eukaryota, Metazoa, Annelida, Polychaeta, Sabellida, Oweniidae.
CUCAUUCCUGUAUAUACAGCACCCACACCCUGUGCAAAGAUCUUAUUCGGGAGUAACCCUAGUCAGACUGCACGCCAAGGACUCUACUUUCUGGCACCUAAAACAUUCAACCACCGUCCAAUAUAUAAGCACGAAUCUGGUGAUGAUUAAAUAUUCUACAGUGCCUCAAGUGGUAUGUGGUUCAUUGGAAGUUCAAUUCGGACAUCGUUUGUUGGAAUAUAUAGAAAUACCCGCUUGUUCACGCCACAAGCGAUUGGUACACCGUGGUCCGUUUUUGCUGGCAGAACUUGGUCACUGGCACCAACGUUGAAAGCAAAAUGCAUAACAGGUCGCACAUCCUGUCGACGCCUUCUAGUCAGUGGUUUUGGCGGCACUAGUGCCCAAUUCAUUGGCCAGUAUGCCAUCACUGGAAGCGUCUUCAACUACAGAGCUUCAUAUAAGCAUACGUCACGUCGCCUGUAUAUGUACUACAAAUUUGGGUUCUGGCUUAUUGGAACAAUAUUAAAUGUUAGUAACAGUGCAUCGGUAAAGUCAGCCACCAUCGUUGAGUAUCCAGAGAAAGCGAUGACAUGGGAGAUAUAUUCGAAUGGAUGGAGGGUUCAGUCAACCGUUAGAGUGAUUUGCUCAUAAUAGACAAGAUGUAAAGAUGUAAAGCAGUUGCUACAACAAGUACAACAAUGGUUACAGAGACAAUUACUGACUUUUCUGACUGACUUGUCACAUUUUUUCUAUCGUAAUUAAAAAAGCAAUAAUAGAUUUGCCAGAUGACUAUAUGUGCUGCAAAAUACUGAAAAUGCUAAAUCAUUUAAUCAUUUAAGAACUAAUUCUUCACAUUCAUCGUUGGAUACCUAUUGGUCUACAUUAAAUACACACACAAUUAAAGCAAUGGUGAACUCAUAGACAAUGUAUUCAUCUUUUAAUUUCAAUUUCUGCAGACCGGACAGAAUGGCAUUUUCCCAUCUGACUAACAAAGAUACAGCCAUCAUUGAUUCAUUACCCCAUGCAAGAUAUUGCCAUCUUUCAUCCUAAAAAGUUACACGUGCAAGAUGACAUUUACUUGUGACAUCACUGGUUUAUAAACAUCAACAACAUGGC